This is a messenger RNA of Eriocheir sinensis (Chinese mitten crab), 1995 nucleotides long. RefSeq lists its product as uncharacterized. NCBI's taxonomy places the organism in Eukaryota, Metazoa, Arthropoda, Malacostraca, Decapoda, Varunidae. Gene Ontology annotation, cellular component: membrane. The transcript has 4 exons. Bases 307 to 1815 code for a protein of 502 amino acids. The record is from RefSeq and is a predicted model, not a curated record.
UGCCGGGUCUGCGCCAGGGCCCGCGGUCUCCCGUCUGCGGCUCUCUGCGGUCUGCGCCCGCCGCUGCCAGUGCUCUUUUGAUCGUCGCAAAGAGUGGGUCGUAGCGCAACGUUUCACAAGACUCCUGAAUGGCUUGAGCUUGCAGCGACUCGCUGCACAUGAUCCCUGACUCGAAAAUCUAAGUUUGUGUUACUAAAGCAUAGAGUCUAGGGGUGGCUUGGUGCCCUGGCCAGAUGGAGUGAUCAUGUUCAAGUGGUGAUCACUGGAAAAGUAAAUAAUAAGCCUGUGACUUGGAAGUAAACAGUGAUGGCCGGUGGGGAGUCCCUGCGGGCGGUGCUGCUGAAGAGCGGCGCCAGCAACAUGGAAGGGCGGAGUGGGGGCCGGCGGAGUGCCAGCAGCCGAGGCACUAACAGUCAUGUAGGGAUAAGAGGGGGAGGGCAUGGAGGGCUGACCUGGCGUUCCCUAAGGUCAAUGUCUGGCACUGCGGACACAACUGACCCCCAAGGGCACUUCUUCCCCGCCAAGCUGGCUCUGUCACUGGGACUCAUCAAACUCUUUCUGGCCCUCUUGAUGGUGGUCCUCGGCGCCCUGGCGUUGGCCCUUAACGCUGCUAUGGCCACGCUCGGGGUGGGACUCUGGGCAGGCGCGGUGGCAGGACUAGCCGGGUUUUUGGGUGUGUGUGCGUCGCGGCGCCCGUACGUGCAGGUUUACGUGGUGAGCUUCAUGUGCGUGGCCAUCCUCUGCAUAGUGUCGUCCGGGCUGGUGAUCAUCCUAUCGGCGACGGCGUGGGCGAGGGAUGACCAGUUCCCGCGUGCGGUUUAUGUGGACAAGGAGACGCAGGAGGAGGUCGAGGUGCUUGGCGAAGUGUUGGUGCAGCGGCCCGCCGUGCUGGUGUCUGGGGCGCUGGUGCUGCUCGGCGUGCUGGACUGCAUAGUGAGCCUCGCCUGCGUUGCCGUGUGUGCCAGGGAGGCGUGCGGGCUGCACUCAAAGGGCACCGACCAAGUCCACGGCCUGUCUGAGGGUCACAACCGGAAGGAAAGAUUGUACCGCUGGCUGGGUCAACAGAAAACCAUCUUCCCCAUUGGCUCUUCGCACAAUCCAGCAAGGGGAGUGUCUUCCAUCUCCCAAUUUGUGCCUCUCUCUUCCUCGGACUCCUCCUAUUCAGCCACACCGAGAAAGGCCUCAAGCGAUCCUACAUCUCGUUCCUCAACCCUGCCGUCUUCCACCUCUCACAAGAUCCAUAAACUUUCUGAUGGCACUGCCGCACCCUCUCACAUUUCUUUCAAAACUGAACACACUUCUAUCCCCUCCAUUCUCAAGCCUUCUGCUCUCCCUAUCAUCAACCAUGGUCCCCACUCCCUUCCUCCUCCAACAACAUACCUUCCUCCCUCCAAGCACCCUCAACACUUCCCCCAUCACCCCCAAGACCACCGCCAUCCCAUACCUAUGCAUAUGUCUCUGCCUUACCCACACCCCUCCUACCCACACCACUUUCCACCACACACAGCCCAUCCUUCCCUGUACUACCCACAAGUCAUGACCCCCAUGAUGCCAGUUCCUCAACAUCUACAGGAUCAGGAACAUCAUCAACGAACAAAUAAGAGGAGAGAUGGUGGCAAACAUAAACACAAGAAGGGAAAACAUGAGAAAAGGAAAUCAAAGAAACCCAAGAAAGAACUGACAGAUGAACAGAUUGAACGUACCUACACGGGCCUUGACAGAGAACUGGCAGAAGAAUUCAUAGACAACACCAUGGAGCCUGGCCUUUCCAUUCAGAGGGCUUUUAGCAACAGUUUUGAGCAGGACUCAUUUUAGUUUUUAGCAAUAAAAUAAGCUUACUAAUAUCUAUUCUGUAAGAUAUGAAAACAAUGCACAUAACACUAUAUUUUUGUUUAUAUUUGUUAGGUAGAUUAUAAUGAAUACUAGAUUUAUAUAUUUGAGAACAAAAUUGCUUGCAGUGCCAUAAUGAUUCUGUAUUAAGGUACAUACAUUAUA